This is a messenger RNA of Trichomonas vaginalis G3, 370 nucleotides long. Its product is annotated as P-loop containing nucleoside triphosphate hydrolases family. Gene Ontology annotation, molecular function: ATP binding; hydrolase activity; DNA binding. The annotation marks the transcript as partial. NCBI's taxonomy places the organism in Eukaryota, Parabasalia, Trichomonadida, Trichomonadidae. The transcript has a single exon. The record is from RefSeq and is a predicted model, not a curated record.
AUGUUAGAAAAAAAGUUUGCUGACAUUGACAAAAAAUUUGAGAAUGUUUUAAACAAGAACAAGAGGAAGUUAGAAAAUGCUCAGAUAAAACCUAUACAUGACAAGUUCUUAUUUGCUCAGAAUGGUAUAACAGGUCUAAUUGCACCACCUGGGUCGGGUAAGACUUUCACUUAUCUUAAAAUGGCUGCACAACAACAAGAACUAGAUGAGAAGAACCCAUUCUAUGAGUUAGUUGUUAUUUGUAGUACUUCUGGUCAAUUUGACCAAACCGUCAAUUCGUUCAAAGAUAUUAUAAAGAAGUCUAAGUUAGUAUGUAUAAAGGAUACUGAGUUGUUAGAUUGGAUAAAGAAGUACCAAAGAAGAGUUUUGA